CUCAAGUUCACAUUGCAUAGCAUUACAGAAGGCAAUGAGGAGUGCAAGACAGAUCGCUUAAGAUGAGCUUCACCUUGAGAAGAAGUCAGUCUCUUAAGAGCCUCUCUGGAGGUCAUAGCUCUUGGUCUACAACAGAGAUCCAGGUGUGGGACAAGAGGAGGUCUGUGUCUCAGCUUGUUGAAAAGUACGAAAGCUGUGUAGAGCUAACAGAUAUUGGCAGAGAAGACGCUUUGUUUAAGACAUCUGGCCUGAUAAGAUCAAACCAUGGUGAGACUCAAGAGAGUAAAGUUGAAACUCUCUGGAGGAGAUAUGAGUCCCUCAGUGAGGCAAAUCACACUUUGUCCAGAAGUAUUUCCAUGGACAUGCUGCCCCAGCCAGACCAUUUGGUCACUAAUGCAUCAAGGUCCCUGUUUGAGACAAAGAACGCCCAGCGACAGUACUAUGCCAGCAGCCCUCGGAUCAACGUUACACCACAGGCCAGAAGCAGCCCUGUGAGUCACAUUACCUCACCAUGGAGGGAGGCACCAACAGGGAGGGAGAAGGGUUAUUCUAGUGCUACCACUGUCAUUACCGUCAAAAAGAACAUGGCUCAUCAGAAGGACAAAACCUUUGAGACAUCGAGAAGGAGGACUUUCAGUGGGGUUCCUGGAUAUGUCACGCAAUCCUCCCGAGGAUUAAUUGAUGAGAAGAGACGUUUUAAGGCUGACCUGAAAGAAUCUUCCUAUCAAGAAUACAAACAGACUUACCCUUACUCUCCUACCCCGACUGUGAAAGACAGAUCUACCCGUUACCUGUCAAAGGUAGCAACUGCAGACUUCUCAGGAUUUACGGAAAAGCAAGGUAGUGUGGUCCACGAACACUUUGUCUCAAGUGGAAAGAAGAAACAAAAUAAGAUGGCAGAAGUAGCCAAAGAUAUAAAAGUGGCAGAAGCAGCCAGUGGAGAUGAUGAUUUACCUUCCCCUCAACCACCACUACCAUCAAUUCAGCAGGAUUUAAGUCAGAAUGUCCUUCCUGUGCCACCUCCAAAAGAAACCUUCACAGAGUUUUACCAGCAACGACAAAAAAGUGAACUGAAACGUCUUUUUAAACACAUUCAUCCUAAACUGAGGAAGAAUUUUGAUGAUGUUAUAGAUGAUGAACUGAUAGAAGCAAUAAACCCCCAAGCAGUAGAUACAGCAUAUCAGGGAGAGGUCCAAUCAAUGCGUUGGAUAUUUGAGAACUGGAACCUUGACAAUAUUGGAGGCCCACAUGAAACUAAAAAAUUACUUGAUGAGGAAAAUCUUCAUGGUGGUGAUGUGAGGGGCAAAUCCUCCUUGUUUGACCAUUCCACACUGAACGGUCAACAAACAGUUAGUGAGAGACCAGGUCUAGUUAAAGGAGACGUUCGCGCAGCCACCUGGUUAUUUGAGACGCAGAAUCUAGAUUCAAUCAGUAGAUCAAAAAUGGAGGAUGAUGAAUUUGUGGAAGUUGUACUGAAGGAACCUAUUCAGAAGGGAGAUGUGAGAGGUGCACAUCUUCUGUUUGAAUCCAAGCCAUUGGAUGCCUUAGGCCGCUUCUGUUCUGUUGAAGAUAAGCAUUUCCUAACAUUGAAAUCAGAGCUCCAGGAAAAUAAAGGAGAUGUGAAGAAAACUGUCAGGCUCUUCCAAGCAGAUCCCUGUUGUGCACUUAGGGAUAGCAUUGGCAAUGUCCAUGAGAUAAAGUCAAUUUGUAGAGAGGAAAUCCAGAGCAGUAUCUUCAAAACAGCACGUUGGCUGUUCGAAACUCAACCGUUGGAUCUCAUUAAUAAAGGAACAACUGGUGUGCAAAUCAUUCGGGGGAUCUCACUUGAGGAAGCCCAGAAGUGUGGUUUUGAAAAGAAGAGAUGGAUGUUCGAGACUCAACCACUUGAUGCAAUUCAUGAAGGUGAUGUAGAAGUACAAAAGUUCCAAGGAACAGUGGAGGACAUCUCAGGGGACGCAGAUGUUCAUAAUACACUAAAGCUUUUUGAAAACCAGCCCCUAUCAUCGCUUAAAGGAGAUUCCAUGGGUGAAAGCUUGGAGAAGGAGGCAGUUGUUGGAGGAAAUGUAGGGUCCACCCUAUGGCUUUUUGAAACACAGCCCAUGGACACUCUGAAGGACAGCUACGAAGUGGGACAUCUCACAAAAGUUGUGGGGUCGAGCAAUGAAAAAGGAGAGGUUAAAGACAAAAAGCAGCAGUUUGAGAAGAUCGGUGCUUGUAAAAUGACACUUGACAGAGGGAGCAAAGUUGAAGAAGUAGAGAGAGGAGAUGUAAAGACUUUCAAGAAUCUGUUUGAAACCAUACCUCUUUGUCAAAUCUCUGACUCUGAGAAUGCAAAAAAUCAAGUCAAUGACAUUACUGCUGUUGAUGUCAAAGGCAACCGUUCUCUGUUCGAAACCACACCAUUGUAUGCAAUUAAGGACUGUGCUGGAAAUUUCCACGAGGUAAAAACUGUCAAUCGAGAAGAAUGCAUAAAAGGGAAUGUACAGAACUACAAAUUGAUGUUUGAGACAAAAACUUUAGACCAGUUUGAUGAAGGUAAUGAAAAAGUAGAGGUCAUCAAAGGCAUUACAAGGCAAGAAGACAUGACAGGUGACGUGAGAACAGCCAAAUGGAUGUUUGAAACGCAACCUUUGGAUUGCAUACACUUAAAAUUCAAUCAGUCAGAAGUGGAUUCAACUGCACCACAUGAAGAAUUACAAAAGGGUAAUGUGAAGACAUGCAAAUGGCUGUUUGAGACACAACCAAUGGACAUUUUGUAUGACAAAUCAGAGAGAAACCAGGAUGUACAAGUGGUUCCCAAAGCUAAUGUGAAGUCACACACUUGGCUUUUUGAAACACAGCCAUUGGAUAACAUUAAAGACAAAGAGGAAUUCAGUUUGAAAUUGUGCAGUACUGCGCAGGAAGAUGUAAAAAGUGACGUGAAUGUGAAAACAGUGAAACACCUUUUUGAAACCGAGACUUUGGACAGGAUAACAAAGCGAACAGAUUCGGUCCAAAAUAUUAGAUAUGUCAGUCAAGUGGAUGUUCAGUCUGGAGAUGUCACGCAUGUCAAAGAAAUAUUUGAAUCCAAGUCACUUGAUGAAAUUGGAAGCGAGGGCAUCAAUGAGUCAAAAGUUGAGGAGCAAAACAAAGAAAUUCAGUCAGGGUCAGUCCACAAAUUCACUUGGCUGUUUGAGAAUCAGCCUAUCUAUGACAUCAGUGAGAAGGAAGAUGGAAUGACUUGCAGUGUAAAUGAUGUUGAGGGUGGUGAUGUUGGAGGCAAGAAGUUCAUUUUUGAAACAUUGUCUCUGGACAAAACCCAAGAUAAAAACCAACUACUUGAGCACCAGUCAAUGAGUGUUGAGAAGCUAAUGAGCGGAAGCGGUAAUGUUAAGUCCAGCACAAUGCUGUUUGAAUCUCAGCCUCUGUAUGCUAUAAGAGACAAAGAUGGACAGUUUCAUGAAGUUACCACAGUGAGGAAAGAGGAAAUGGCGAGAGGAGAUGUAAGAGGAACAAGAUGGAUGUUUGAAGCCAAGCCACUUGAUAACAUUCAAGCAGACAAAGAAAUUUACGUUAUUCGUGCAGUUACUCAGGAGGAUGUGCUCAAGGGUGAUAUGAAAUCAGCACGAUGGAAGUUUGAGACACAACCCCUGGACUCCUUCACCCUUUGUAAAGGGCCUUCAGUAAGGGUUGUGGAAGAUAUAGGCCAUGGACAAAAUGUGCAACAAAGCAAACAACUUUUUGAGACUGAGAAAGUAGCCCAAAAUAAGUAUGUGAGAAUGGUGAGUGUCACAGAUGUACAACAAGGUGAUGUACGAACUUCUACCUGGCUCUUUGAGAAUCAACCAAUUGAUAAUCUAAAAGGUGAGCCACAUGAGCAGAAUACCUUGAAAACUGUGCAUCGAGAGGACAACACAAAGGGAGAUGUGAAACGAUGCACUUGGUUAUUCGAGUCACAAUCCAUGGAUAAAAUAAAGAACAGUGAAUCUACUGAAGAGUUUGUUUCGAAGGAAAAAAUUCCCAAGGCAGAUGUUAAAAGCACCACCUGGUUAUUUGAGACCACACCACUGGACAAAAUCACAGUGGAAAGUGUGACAGACAUACUCUACCGCCUUUGCCAUAAUUCAUUUAUUCAUUCAAAUGGAAUCAUUAUCCAGGCAAAUGAUUCUAAAUAUGUAAACAUGGCAAAAUAUCAGUUUGUGAACGAUAUGGAUCCCAAAGUUCAAAAUGAGGAAGUUGUUGAAGGAAACAUCAGGAACAUAAUGCUACAGUUACUCUUCAGACCAAACCUGAAAUCUAAGGUUGUUCUACUUAAAGAAGAUGAACAAGGCAAGGUACACAGCACAGUGCUGGAAAUUCCAUUUCAACAGCCUAGAUCUGUAGAAAACGCAAACGCAGAAUGCAAGACUCAAGAAGCAGUUAAAAUCAUUGAGAACUUGCUAGUGCAACAAAAAGCAAUCAAGACAGGCUUGAUAAUGCAAGAAUCUGAUGGAGGCCAGCCAGAGAUGACAGUCUAUUCUCUCCUGUGUCAAAGAAGCAUGAAAACUGAGUCUCAUGAUGUCACUCGGGGAGACGUCAAGUCCACCAUUAGCAGCCUCUUAGCCACAGUCCACAGCCAGAAGACCAAAGCAUCUUGCAGAUUGGAAGAAAAUGAGAGGGGGAAUGUUGAUUUGUAUAGAAACUGCAUUGAAAAGGGUGACCUUUAUUACCUCAAGGGUCUUCAGCAGGAGCUGUCUGAUGAACCAACAUGCUCCUGGAAAGAGGAAAUUGAAAUUGUUCAAGGGGAUGUAAAGCAAGCAAAGAAACACCUUGAUCAAGAAAGGGAACAAGUUGAAAGAACCAUCUUGGAUGUCAUACCAGGAGAUGUGAAGAGCGUUAAAAAGAUUUUCUCAGAGGUCUGCACAGACCUUGAUGUUGGAAACGGCAUACCAAAGGAGGAGAUAAUCAGAGGCAAUGUUUUGUCUGCCAAGCAGCAGCUUGGUGAGACACUCAAGCAGCCCUUCAUUUUACAGAAAGAAGAAAUAGUGUCUGGGGACAUUAAAGCCUCAAUUGAAUCCUUGGAACGGGCAAAGCAACAAAGUAUGCACUUGGAACAUGAGGUCAUCAUACCAGGAACCAUUUACGAUCUAAAUGUAGAAGCACAAGAAAUGUGCUCGGAUGACAGUGAAAGAAAAUUAAUAAAGGAUGAAAUAAUUUCAGGAGAUGUUAAAGCAGCCAAAAGGUCCCUGGAGAGGGCAAAGAACCAAAGCAUAAGAGUAGAACGAGAGCCUGUUACUCCUGAAAAGUUAUGUAAACUAAACAUUGAUUUAAAUGAAUCAUCUCAGGAACAAAAUACCUCAACAGUGCAGCAGUCUACAACAUCAUCCUCAAGUAACCAGCGGAUUACUACAACAUUUCGAAAGUGACUGGCAGUGAGCAUCUGACCCUCUUGGCACUGAACUCAGAACCUAUGAUUAGUUCCAACUCGGACAAUUCAAACCAGCUUUCUAGCGCUUUUGCAAGUCAAGGCGAACAUCCACCACCUAUCCCUCCAAAAACUGGUCAUCACAUUAAAGAUCAGAAAUCAUUUAUUCCACCAAAACCAUUGCAUAUCACCACUAAUUCUGAAUAUAUUGCAGAAACCCCACAUAUUUGUCAAGGCUCAUCUGAGCCUGUUAUUAAUAACCAACAGAAUCCAGUAAUCCCACCCAAAAUGAUACCCAGCAAGAAAAUGUUCUUGCAUAAAAACAAAACUUGGAAAUUUGAAAGCCCAGAGACUUCAAACCAAAUUAAAGACAAGUUACACAACAGUAAUGAUCCAGUUGAGAGUACAAAAGAUCCUAUGGAUCUUCAAAAAAUGCAAUGUACUCAGCAAUGGGUUCAAAAUUCCCACAUGGAACAUAUGGACACCCUGUCGGUCAGUAAAAUAGAGAAUGUUGAGGAUAAUUCCAUUGCUUGUAAUACAGCGGGAAUAGAGAAAAAUGUGAUUCAGAAGAUAAAUGCUGCUGAAGAAAUCAGGAUGUAUAUGCAGAGUUACUCAAAGGACAAGAAAUAAAUUAACAUGGGAUUUAAGGUUGCACUUCAGAAUUUUGGGGAAAGGAAAACAGCAUCUGUAGACAAUAUCUUAUUUUUCCCAAAGAAAAUUAAAGUUGUGCCAAAUUAAAUCACCCCAGAACAAGCAAAAGGCUUUAGAGACAACACAAAUGGAGUUGACCUAUACUUGCCCAGACAAGAUAACAGUGGAGAGACCUCUACAUCACCUGAAAAACUGCCUGUAAAGAGCUUAAUAACCCUGAGAAGAAAGUAGUUUUGAGAGGAAAAAAAAGCAAGGAGAGAGACUGUUGAUGAGCGCUGCCAGAGGCUCUCCGUCCACAAAGAGGAGAUUAUGAGGGACAGUGUAACAGCAACCAUGGAGAUAUUUGAAAAUAUCAUGAGACAAGAGGAACUGAAAAAAAGUCUGCAUUCUUAAAGUACAAACAGUUCCUGAAGUUGCAAGCGGAAUCAUUGGAACUAAAACCGUCAGUGAGAAAUAUGAAGAGAUAGAUUGCUUCUGGAAUAAAUACUUCUCCAAAAGAUCUACAUUUGUUACAAGACAGUCUGAGACAGAAUUGUUGUUACCAAUCCAGGGAUGUAUGAAGUAGUAACUCUACCCAUUUUGCAAAGGUCUGCCUGUAAAAGCAAAGAUAGCAAAGUGUUUGUUACUUUUGGUCAUCCAAACAUAGAAAAAUAUGAAUCUGGCAGGUAAUUCCUAUUUAAACAAAAUUUUGUUAGGUUAUAUCAUAUUCAUCUCAAUAGAAAUUCAUACAUAUUAGCUUAUUAAUCCUCAUUUUUAUGUGUACAAUAAAAAGUUUUAUUGUGAUGCUUGAUCUAUUUAAUGGUGCUAUAUGUAAGAUUGACAACAAGCAUUUGAAAUGGGUGCUGCAGUCCAAAUUAAAAAUAUUGGAGAGUUGUCUGCCCCGCCCCAGAUUUGAAGCUCAUGCGGGUUGGCAGAAUGUUUACAAGCAAAUUAGCGAACCCACUAUCUGUUUUAAAGGAUUUCUGGGUAUUAAACUGUCUCCAACUUCCAUAGGCAUCUCCAGUAUUUAUACUUGUUUUACUACGCCUCUGGACAUGGUGGUUUUUAGAUGGAUUGCGAGGCUUUUUAGGUCGGGUUGAAUCUGUUAUCUUUGAUGCAGUUCGUUUGCAGCACACAGUGUUGUUUGCCUGCAAACUUGUUCAAAUCUGGCAACCCAUAAACAGAAAUUCCGGCCCCAAUGGAAACUUCAAAGUAGAAUAUACUGGCUUUGUAGAAUAUUUAGCUUUGUUAUCGGAGAAGCCAGUAUUUCAAUUUAGCAUGUUUCCUAAUUCCCUAAUGACAUAUGAAUGUCAUUUUAUGAUUUAGUACAGUAAAAUAAAAAUAUUACAAAUAGCACCUUUAAAAAAAGUUUAGUAAGAGCAAGGAUUUUUGUACUGUUGCAAUAUUUUGAUAAAUAUUUUUUGUUACAUAAACUGUAUAUUAAUUAACUUAAAAUAAAAUAUUUCAAAAUGUCUAUGUGUCAUAAUUAUUUUCUUUUGAGCAUAUACUGGUUAGACUUAACUAGUGUCUGAAAAUCAAUUAAGUCAUGUCCAUUUCUGUGGUAGAACCUAAAACUCAAAAUAUACAGAAGAACAGAUUUGACCAGAACUGAUUUGAAGUAGAAUAUAUAAUGUAAAACUUUGCAAUUAGAACUGAUAAAUAUCCUUACCAAAAAAAAUGUAUCUUAAAAAUACCAUGCCAUGUAUGUUUAAAAUACAAUGAUUGUACACAGCCAAUAAAUACCUGUAAUUUUAAAGUUUUAGGUUUGUCAUUGGAGGAUCUUCAUGCUCUGUCUACAUCCUAUCUUAUAUCAUAUACUGUAUA
Molecule: messenger RNA, 7837 nt
Organism: Xyrauchen texanus (razorback sucker)
Lineage: Eukaryota; Metazoa; Chordata; Actinopteri; Cypriniformes; Catostomidae
Product: xin actin-binding repeat-containing protein 1-like
Exons: 9
Coding region: 63-5384 (1773 amino acids)
Biological process (GO): actin cytoskeleton organization; actin filament organization
Cellular component (GO): stress fiber; focal adhesion
Molecular function (GO): actin filament binding
Source: RefSeq, a predicted model, not a curated record